Messenger RNA from Talaromyces atroroseus, 474 nucleotides. RefSeq lists its product as hypothetical. Lineage: Eukaryota; Fungi; Ascomycota; Eurotiomycetes; Eurotiales; Trichocomaceae. Bases 1 to 474 code for a protein of 157 amino acids. The transcript is spliced from 4 exons. The record is from RefSeq and is a predicted model, not a curated record.
AUGGAGCGUUUGAAUGGUGGCAACGAAUAUGACCUUGGGCGUGACUUUGUUGCAUCCGUAAGAUUAGACCUUCAACACUAUCUGUGGAAAGAAACGCUCAGAUAUGACCUUCAUCCCCGUGCUGGCGCCGACAGCUCUUCAGUAGGCUUACGCAUCGCGGACGUAGGCACGGGCACAGGAAUAUUCAUCCUCAGCCUCGCCCGACGACUGCCUCCAUCAUGCAGCUUCGUCGGCUUUGAUAUAUCAGACGCUCAAUUCCCUAUUUCAGAAUCUAUCCCAAAAAACGUCUCAUUUCGAGUCGCGAAUGCAAUGACAGAGCCGCCACAUGACCUGCAGAGCCAGUUCGAUAUUGUGCAUUUGCGGCUCUUUGUGUGCGUCGUGGAGAAUAAUGAUCCCCUGCCAGCCUUGAACUUCUGCUUGAAAUUACUUAUGCUGCGCAGAGCCUGGUGGUUUUUUGCAAUGGGACGAGUAUGA